GGCGCGCGCUGCGGAUCCCUGAGCGCGGCUAGCGCGGGGGAAGAGCUCUGCCCCAGCCCCGGCGAGGCCCGGGCCCGGCCCGCCGGCCCUCUCGGGUCCGCAGGAGGGGCUGGAGCCGGGGUUGCCAUGGAUACCGUGUCCCUGGAGCAUCAGAUCCAGAGCGUGCAGCGCCACAUCAGCUUCCUGAAAAAGGAGCAGAUGGCCCUGCUUCGAGACCUACACCUGGAGAUCCUGAGGCUGCAGAAACGCUGCUCAGAACUGACCCAUGACCUGGAAAUGAGAGAGGUCCAGGCUCACCAGCAAGAGGAGGCGUCUCAGGAGCUGGAGAGCAAGUGCCGCGCGCUCGAGUCGCAGCUGGAGGCGCGGGCGGCGGCCAACGCGGAGCUGCGGCGGGAGGUGGCGCAGCGGGAGGCGCUGGUGUCCGCGCUGCGCUGCAGCCUGCGUUCGGAGGAGCGCCGCUUUCUGGAGGAGCUGAGGCGCCGCAGCCACCGCGCCACGGUGCUGGGCACCGAGCUGCAGAAGCACACCGAGGCGGCCGCCUACCUCUCCUGCCAGCUGCAUGCCGCGCGCCAGAGACUGCAGGCCCCGCGCUCCGGAGCCGCCGCCGCCGAACCUCGGCCCCGCCGGCGCGCGCAGCGGGCCCGCCGCCCUCCCGAGGCGGCCGCCAAGGGGCCGGGCCGGGACUGGGCGACCUGGGAAGACGCCGAUCCCAUGCCGGACCCCGCGCUCUUCCUCUACCCGCGGAGGCCACCGCGGCCCAGCCCCCGAGGCCCGCGUCCUGUGCCACGCCAGGAGCUGCCGGACCAAGGCGCCCCAUACCCUCUACCACACCAGGAGCCCGGGGACCAAUGUGGCCAGCACCCGGGGCCCAGCGAGAGCCCAGGCUCCACGCCCGGCGCCCCAGGGGAUCCUGAGUAGGCGCUGGGCAGGCGGUGGCAUAGGGAAAGCAGGCCUGACUGGGCAGGAUCAGGGAUGGGGCGGAGCCCAGCCGGCAGAUCCGCCCCAGCUCCGCCACCCUCUAGAGCCGCCCCCGCUUGUGUUUCCCGAGAGGAGAAAGACCUCCUUCGCAGAGGGAGAGCCAAAGGAUCGCACCUUUAUCGUGGUCUGGGUCCCACCCAGCCCCUGAGAGGGGGAGGGGCGGGGUCUUGUCUGUCCCUGGAAAGCUGACAAUCCCUGGUAGGGCAGGAGAA
Psammomys obesus (fat sand rat) is the source of this 1190-nucleotide messenger RNA. It is a transcript of the gene Ccdc92b, whose product is annotated as coiled-coil domain containing 92B. The coding region runs from base 127 to 918 and encodes 263 amino acids. The record is from RefSeq and is a predicted model, not a curated record. The transcript has 4 exons. NCBI's taxonomy places the organism in Eukaryota, Metazoa, Chordata, Mammalia, Rodentia, Muridae.